AUGCGUGAAAUUCUAUGUCGUCUUGAGAAGAAACGACAGUUUGAUGUGAUUGUAUUUGACGAUGAUACAAUUCUGAAUCAUCCAAUUGCAACGUGGCCGGUUUGUGAUGCGCUCAUUUCGUUCUAUUCCAUGGGAUUUCCACUUGAAAAGGCUGAAGAGUAUGUCCGUCGUGUACGACCUGUACUAGUGAAUGAAUUGAGCAUGCAACACGUGUUAUUUGAUCGUCGUAAAGUCUACGCGUUGCUCACGUGUCAUGGAAUUCAAGUACCUCGUCAUAUUAUUGUAAAUCGAGAUUUACCUGAUGGUAAACAGGACAACCUUAUUGAACACGACAAUUACGUGGAGAUUAAUAACGUGAGAAUUAAUAAGCCAUUUGUUGAAAAACCAGCAGAUGCAGAGGAUCAUAAUGUCUAUCUUUACUAUCCAAUGAGUGCAGGCGGAGGUAGUAAACGUUUGUUUCGAAAGGUUGGAGAUCGCUCAAGUGAAUUUUAUCCGGAUGUUAGCCAUGUACGACGAGAUGGAUCGUAUAUUUACGAAGAGUUUUUGAAUACUCAAGGAACAGACGUCAAGGUAUAUACGGUUGGCUCGAGCUAUGGCCAUGCAGAAGCUCGCAAGUCACCAGUACUUGAUGGUCGCGUCGUACGUGACUUAGCUGGAAAGGAAGUUCGCUAUCCUGUCAUCUUAAAUUCUAACGAAAAAGAGAUGGCAAGGAAAGUGUGUCUGGCGUUUCAUCAGACAGUAUGCGGAUUUGAUCUCCUUCGUGUACGGGGCACCUCGUACGUGUGUGACGUCAAUGGCUGGAGCUUUGUGAAGAACUCGAAGAAAUAUUACGAUGAUUGCGGACUCAUAUUGCACAACCAUUUGGUUUCAGCACUGCGGUCGCAGUACUUUCGUCAGCGUCGUGCCAGCUCGCUAAAUGCUUUGGGCACGCAAAUGUGUCCACAAUACGCAACAGAGUCCAGCGUCGUGAGCAACGGAGGCCAUGAUUGGCAGCGUACUCGUUCGGGUUCUGACGUGUCGGAGUCGAGCGUAGCCAGUACAAGCAGCGCAGGCUUGCCGCUAGACGAAAACCGAGAGGAGCUACGCUGCGUCAUUGCUGUAGUACGUCAUGGUGAUCGUACGCCAAAACAGAAACUGAAAACUUAUGUAUGGGAGAGAGACCUUGUAGACUUUUACGAAAAGCGGCGGAGUGAAGGCAAGUAUGACGAGGUGAAGGUAAAGUCAGUUGCGGAUCUUCAAGCGCUAUUAGACCUGGUGCGAGACCUCGUCAAGGCAUACGCCCCUGGUGUUGGCUCGAAGGAUGCCGUUUGGGAAGUUGAGGGUGGAGACAGUUUUGAAAAUCUGCUCCAAAUGAAACGCGUGUUAGAGCGGUGGAAAUUUGCGGGCAUCAACCGUAAGGUACAGUUUAAGCCACACAAGAGCUUUGCAACAGUUGCUGGUGCAUACGCAGAUGGGCUAGAAGGAGCUGAAAAGCCGAAGGUACUUAUGAUAUUAAAAUGGGGAGGAGAUCUGACGGAACGAGGCAAAAAGCAGGGAGAAGCAUUGGGACAGUUGUUUAGAAACAGUCUUUAUCCUGUUGAAGUGGAAGAAGGAGGUUUGCUGCGCUUGCACUCGACGUUCCGUCACGACCUAAAAAUUUUUACGUCGGAUGAAGGUCGCGUGCAAAUGACUGCAGCUGCGUUUGCCAAAGGCUUUUUGGAACUGGAAGGAGACCUUACACCAAUCCUUGUAGGUCUUGUCACCACGCUCGAUCGAGAUGCCAAUAAAAUGCUGGAUCAUUCCGGACAAGCUGAUGCGACGGAAGAGAUGCAGACUAUAAAAGCCAAGCUGGGGACACUGCUGCAGCGUAACUACUCAUCUGUUGACGAGAUGCGGGCUGCGAUUGCACCGUUGAAGGUCGAGUCGAUCUUGCAAGCACUUGAAAUCAUAAAGAACCCGAAAGAGGCAUUAGUUCGUCUGCUGGAACUGAUUCGCAAGCUUCGAAGUGAAAUUGCUGAGCGCGUGCAAGAUAAGCAUGCUGAUGAGACUACGCCGCUAUACAUGGGUGAAACGUUUUCGCUCAUGUUUGAGCGCUGGAACAAGAUCUUUCGCGACUUUUACUCGACCAAGACAGGCACAUUCAAUCUUAGCAAGAUCCCCGACGUGCACGACUGUAUUAAGUAUGACCUGCUCCACAACGCGAGUGUCGGCUGGAAGUGCGGUCUUGAUCUUUUUAAGCUUGCUGAGGCUCUAGCGCGUUGCUAUGUCUCACAAGAAUACGGCAUGGACAUUGCAGAAAAGCAGUCUAUCGGCAACCGCGUUUCGCAAGCACUGUGUGCAAAGGUUCGUGCUGACAUCGUGACUGUGAUGUCGGCAUCAAUCAACAAACAGUCGUCAUUAUCAUUGCUAAAGAGUCUCUAUGGGAAUGAGGAUAAUGUUGAGGACGGAACUGUUGCUGAUAUUGCAGCUGAGGACAUCGAGCAUCACGGCUAUCGCUUGGAUCCUUCCUUUGCGAAAGAACUUCGUAUCAAGAGUCCAGGCACGCAAGUCCGCACACGUCUCUACUUCACGAGUGAGAGCCAUCUCCACACGUUUUUGAAUGUGUUGCGUUUUCAGUGCCCGUCUUGGCGCGCACGUAUCCACAGUUGCGGCGAAGAUGACGAGUAUGAUAUUUCUCUAGAACAGGAGAUGUUCAGCAACGAAAUCUUGAAACAAAUGGGUAUUUGCGUGAACGAUCGCAUGACUCAGCGCAAAUACGUUUUCAGCGAGUCCAAGCUAAUUUCUGACAGCAGUUGGCAUGCAUUAGACCGCAUUGCGGAGAUUAAUUACCUCGCGCAUAUUGUGAUCCGCGUCUUUGAGACUCCGUCAUUGCCGGAAGAUAGUGAAGAUCGUUUUCGUGUCGAGAUUUCGUUUUCUGCGGGCGUCAAAGAUGGGCUGGCAGACUCUCCUAUAGGCGCGGAAGGAGUACAAGAUACGAUCUACCUCACCAAGAACAUGACGGGUGUUAUGUUUGAAGAUAUGCUCGCAGCUUGCGUCUCAUCCGUUCAAAGCACCUCUGGAUAG
Molecule: messenger RNA, 3042 nt
Organism: Peronospora belbahrii
Lineage: Eukaryota; Oomycota; Peronosporomycetes; Peronosporales; Peronosporaceae
Source: the annotation of a GenBank genome assembly